AACCGAGGCAGAUCGUAAAGCAAGUGUAUAUAUAAGAGUGUAAAAUGUCGCGUUGCAAUUCAGAUAAACUUCAACGCCGAUUAAGCACGAUUUAUGUCCGGCGAGUCACCAGCACAAUGAAAUCCGUGAUGUACCUCGCAAUUGUUUUCACGGUGCUUAACUUCGUUAACGCCCGACCAUUUCCUCAAUUUGAUGGCGGUCGAGAGGGAUUAGCCGCUAGAGACACGACAUACUAUGGAUUUCCAUUGUUCUGGUACAGAAGACCUUUCUACGACGACGGUGACGACGACAUUGUUAACGGAGGUCAAGUUUUAGGAAAGAAAAGAAAACCAUCUACUGUGUCCUACAUUAAAGUCGGUUCCGGCUGGGGUCGCUAAAAAAAUUACCGAGAGGAAACUAAAACAAUCAGACGACGAUAUCCAGAAAAUUUCGCAAACUCAACUAACAGACUGCGUAUCUAUCUUAUUAUUGAAUAUUUAUCAGCUAAAAUUUUAGUAUUACUAUUUUUCUAUUAUUUUAAAUAUAUAAGUAAUUGUAUAUACUUACAUAUUUAUAUCAUUUAUAUAGAAGAUGAAAAUCACAAAGCAUAUUUGUGCACACAUUCCUUCAUUUUAUAAAUAAAUUUUCGAUAUAUAUAUAUAUAUGUCACAAUAUAAUAUCAUGUUUGAUAUAAUCCUACGACGAUACGUCGCAAGUGCCCAAAACCUUGAAGAUUCGCACCAUCUGUGUUGGUCUAAGAGGAUUAUCUCAAUAAGCGGAUAAACAACAAUUAGUUAAAUUAGUUCCUACGGAAAGCUGCAACUGUUACGAGGCAUCGUCGCAUGCUAAAAUCACAACCAAAUAUUUGCCUACACGAAACCAUUGCAGCAGCACAUAUAAGCGAUUGUGUGAAACACUAAAACCCAGUGUCAGCUAUGAACUGAAAGGUAACAGAGCGUUCACCAAUGAAGCAUCAUAAUAUCUUCCAAUUAAUUCUCACUUUGAUGACCGCAAUUGAAGUGGCUUUAAUGCCUAUAAGAGAUUUUGAAUUGGGACACAGAACUAUCUGGCAAAAUGUCGGACUACACGGUUUCUACGGGCCGUGGAAUAUCGCGGCAAAACAAAAUGGGGAUUACGUCGAUUAUAAUGAUUACGGUGUCCGCGUCGAACAGUUCCGGCCUAAUUCGCUAGAGCUGCCAUACGACGAUGUAUCGAUAGCUAACGGAUAUAUCGACGAGUUACCCUCGGUUUACGAUAGCCUGCCGGAAUUUAACACGUUUCUCAGCUCCGUGGGCCUCGCCGAUUUCCGGACUGGAGUUCGUACCGGUGAUUGGAUCGAUCGAAAUACUGAUGGCACCACGGAACGGUAUUCGAAGGAUAUUGGUUCUCAGAAAACCGAUGAAGAUACGAAGGAGCCUGAAGACUCUGUGAUUCCAAAUGCAGCGAUACAUUGAGAAAUUUUGUAAAAUAAAAUGUUUA
Messenger RNA from Linepithema humile (Argentine ant), 1458 nucleotides. RefSeq lists its product as uncharacterized. The record is from RefSeq and is a predicted model, not a curated record. Lineage: Eukaryota; Metazoa; Arthropoda; Insecta; Hymenoptera; Formicidae.